CUACAUGACGUGUACACAUCGCUUGGUGACGGAGUCGACACCUUGCAAGUACACUAUUGUGUCAUAUCCCAAAACGUAGACGAAGGACCGAAGAACAAGUGCACCAAGAAAAGCAGGAUGUUGAGUGGUUCAUUCUUCGAUAAUGAUCCUUUUUUUGCUGACCAUCGGCAGCACAUGAACACAAUGUUCCGUGACUUCGGAUUCCCAUCGGGUGGUCUGUUAGGCAUCACCGAUGGUCACCGGCAGCAACGCCAUCAGCAGCCAUUUAACCAGUUGGCACCAACCAGCAUGUUUGACUUCGGAUUUAGCAACAUGUUCCAAAAUAUGCGGCGCAUGAUGGAUGACAUGCACAAUACUUUUGAGGCUGCCAACAAAACCCCAAAUGGUCAUGUGUACACCCAGUCUUCUUUCAUGUCUUACUCCAAUGUUGAUGGCACUCCUAAAGUUUACCAAGCUUCAUCAUCCACUACUCAAGCACCAGGAGGGAUAAAGGAGACUCGUAAAGUUGUCAGAGAUUCAGAAUCUGGUGUGGAGAAGAUGGCUGUUGGGCAUCAUAUUGGUGAGAGAGGGCAUGUAGUAGAGCGCCGACGCAAUCGCCGAACUGGGGAUCAUGAGGAAAAUCAAGAGUACAUUAAUCUCGAUGAAGAAGAAGGACAGCAUUUUGACCGUGAAUGGCAGGAACGAUCAAAACAAACCAUGCGAGGUUUAGAGUACAGGCGGAGAAGAGAGCGGUCAGAUCGUGGACGUCAGCUUAGCUUGCCAGCACCCAGCACAAAGCGCAGCUACCGUGAACGUGAAUGAACAUGUCUGUCAGAAGGAGUAUCCCAGUUUGGAUUAGUUUGGAUGACUAGUUACCAACAGACGUGUACACUUGUGCCAAUCAACUCUUGAAGAUUUCGUCUUAUUAAGUGUUUUAAUUAAAAAAAAAAGCCCACAGAUCCUAACUCCUGGGUAUGAUCUGAUGCAAUGAAGGAUAAAUGCUGACUGCAGAAGUGCUCAAACCCCAUUUCAUUUGUUGCUGAGUGGAUGUAAACCUAAAAAUGUGGCUGGAAAACAAUCACCGGAACAUUAUAGACAGAACUUUGUUGAAUUCAUUUAGUUGAUAUUGCAAGGACGAACUCAUGGUGAUAGUACUAUUGCAAAGCUGAUAAAAAAGAAAGUGGGUAAAAGGCAGCUUUUUUCUAUCCAUUGUUGCAUAGUCAAACGUGGAAUUUUUUUAAAACACAUUCUCUAUUUUAAGGCCUAAAAGGAGGAGGUGAAGGAAGGGAUGCCUUAUUUCUUGCAAGCAUGAAUCUGGUAUUACCUCUAAUGAGAAUUUCUUACCUGUAUAAGGCAUAUUACCAUCUGUAAUCAUAUUUCAGUAUUAUAGGUUCACUAUUGCUUUAAAAUAGAAAUAAUUUCACUGCACAAAGUUUCCAUUUCCAGGAUUUUAUAAGUUUUUGGAGUGUAUUCAAUGGAGUAACUAUGCACCAAUUGAAAAUAAACCUGCUCAUCUCUGCACCCUAAUUUCAUUUAUAGAUCAGAACUGAUAUUUUAUACACAUAGAUUAUAUUAACUGUCUCUAUGGGUAUUUUAAAAUGCCUCUUUUUCUAUUGUACAAUUUUAAAAAGAACUUAGAUGUUCAAUAAGUAUUUAGAUCAUAUGUCAUAUGUGCAGCUGUCAAUAAAGGUUAAGAUUAAAAAAAAAAGUUUUUGUAAUCAGAAGUCUACAGUCAACAACUAAAAAUUAAAUUAAGAUUAAAGUAGAUUAUCUACCUCUCUUUCAUCCACCAGUUCCUAGUUUUGAUAGCUAGUUAUGCUAGGAGUCGAGUAAGGUUAUAAACGUUUCUCAAACUAAAGCUGACAUGUAAACCAUUCAGCAACUGAACAAAUCCAGAUGUUGGGAAACUGUUGAAGUAUUUGCAAGAUUACAUGAAAUCUUGACUUUUGUGCAUGAUAGAUUCUUUAGCUUAUGUGAAUUCCAUAAGAGUACUUGAGAUCAUUACAUGGAUGUGAACUGUCCCUGGAUGUUAUGCUGUAUGCAGUUUCAUGUAAUGUUCAAGAAUAUUUAUGCUAAAGCUGCUUACCAACUUGGAGGCAGAUUUCGGAGUUUUAAUAGGGUUAACUCUUGAGUUUCUUGCUCAUUUGCCAAGGAGAGGUUUUCGACUACAUGUGUUUGAGCAAACUGUAGAGAGUUAACACAGAGAAAAUAUUAAGAUAUCACCCUUAUUAAUUUUGAAAACUUUAUUGUCAUUUAAUUUACUGUUAAGUAAAGUCCGCACAUUGCAGCACUGACACCAUUUCCAGCAAGUUAAAACAUGCUAAUGUGUGCUGGCCAUGAUGUAACUGCAUUCAGUUUUAUGUGGCAGUUUUCCUUUCAUAUUAAUAGUGUUUAAAAAGAUUUUUUCAAUACUCGUUAUCAGUCACUUUAAGCACAAAAUUGACUCCCAACCAUAUAUUUUUAAGAAUAACCUGUUCCCCUUCCCCCCUCCUACAAAAAGAAAAUUUCAUGACAAUAUAAAUUCCCAGUAGUUAAGACUCCACUGACUCGCUGCCUCCAAGGUAUCUGUGUAAUAGAGGCUGCAAUAGCUAUGGCAGAAAAUGACAUUGCAUUAUGUCCAUUAUAUUAGACGUCCAGGUUUAGAGUGCUAUUAUUCCUUUGGUUUUUUUUUUACCUGUUCCAUCACAUGCAGGUAUAUGAGCUAAGAGUAACAAUAAGUGAAUGGCGCCUUUUUUACAGCAACCCAACGGUUAAUGUACCUGCAGAGUAGGCAAUUUAGUUUUGGCUGUAACAGCUGAGCAACAUGCUUUUUUCCUCUGUAUUUUCAAAUGAUGAGCUCUGUAAUUAGCAGUGUUGUGCAGUUAAAUUUUGUCAAUAGGUUUAGUUUGCAUAAAUUGGGCUUUUACUAACGGAGAUAUUUGUUCAGGGAAGGGAUAAACAUUCCCGGAACAUCGGCAUGGUAUCCAUGCAGGGAUAAGUAUUUUCUGACAUUCCAUGAUACUGCUGUUGUUAAAACUGCAUCCAGUUGAUGCAAGCUAGCAAAUUAAGCUAACAAGCAAGUAAAGCAUAGGAAAAAUUUGCAUGCUCUGUAAAACAUUUUUCCUGUAAGACUUCAUGGACUAUUUUAUGUAAUUUUAGAGUAAAAAUAUUUUAUUGGAACAGUAAACACCAGGCACUAAAGCUCGAUUUUGCCUGAAUCUCGGAUUUUUAUUUUGGGAAAUCUUAGAAGCUUGAGUAUUAUAGAAUCUGUGUCUACUGGCGAAGGAGGGAUUGCUUGCCCACAGUUCAUGCUUUACCGGUCUGAACGACAUGCAGCCAUUCCAUGCUUACAGCAGAUAAUUGAGUCCUUGACAAAUUUAUUUUUCUAUUUAAUGGUGUAAAUCUAAACCUUUAAAGUCUUGAUAAUUAUGAAAUUUUAGACUUGCCAACAUCACAAGUGAAGUAGGGAAUAAUGGUUGCAAGAAAUGAAACCAUUGUUGAUGUGAAAAGAAACUUUUUAUUGGAAAUGCUGUUUUAAGUGUCUGUAAAGACCAAAAACAAAAACAAAAAAAAAGUCUGUAGUAUCUUUCAUUCAAUAAACUACAGAAAUUAAUUCUGAGCUCUUCGAAGUAAUUUUAGAUCAUGUGUAGCAGAGUUCAUUCUUCAUUUGAAAAGAUAUAUUUUGUUGUUGCUUUUGUUAAAACCUCAUUUCAGCAUAUGUUGAAAUUAAAAGGUGUAUGUAAUUAAGACAUUUUGCCACAGUAGAAUCUUUUAGUUCUGUUUCACAGGUGAUUAGAAAUGUGCAGCAAAUUUUACUUUUUCUUUUUAGAUUUAGUUUGUAGUAAUGGAUGUAGUGUUGCAUUUCAGUUAGAAUGCUUAGCAAUUGUCAUGUUUGUAUGUGUAGCUUUUUAUGUAUAUAUGCAGUAUCCCCAUUUUGACAUUGGGCUUGAUUUGGAAUUUGAGUUUUGAGUAUCCCAUUAAAACGUUGCUCACAAAUGAA
This is a messenger RNA of Pomacea canaliculata, 3958 nucleotides long. Its product is annotated as myeloid leukemia factor 1-like. The transcript has 5 exons. Lineage: Eukaryota; Metazoa; Mollusca; Gastropoda; Architaenioglossa; Ampullariidae. Gene Ontology annotation, biological process: regulation of DNA-templated transcription. Bases 118 to 801 code for a protein of 227 amino acids. Gene Ontology annotation, cellular component: nucleus; cytoplasm. The record is from RefSeq and is a predicted model, not a curated record.